Poeciliopsis prolifica (blackstripe livebearer) is the source of this 7412-nucleotide messenger RNA. RefSeq names its product FYVE, RhoGEF and PH domain-containing protein 5-like. Gene Ontology annotation, cellular component: cytoplasm. Gene Ontology annotation, molecular function: metal ion binding; guanyl-nucleotide exchange factor activity. The record is from RefSeq and is a predicted model, not a curated record. Lineage: Eukaryota; Metazoa; Chordata; Actinopteri; Cyprinodontiformes; Poeciliidae.
GUUAUCAGAGCGAGUCCCCCACGUUUGGCUUCCAGUCGCGUCCUGCGCGCUGUGGGACGCGCGGGCGAUCAGCUGAGCAGGAAAGGAGACGGAGCCAGCGGUGAGGAACAGGCGCAGUCGCUCAGCGUCCUUGUGGACAUUUGCGGCGGAGUUUACUGCCGGGAUCCGCUGCCGAUUGUUCGCAAAGUGUCCUGCGCCGCGUCUGCGUCUGCGGACGGGAUGUUGGAGGUGGUCGCCGCGCAAAAAUGAACACAGACUGCACCCAACCUUCAGCGGUUCCAACGGCAAGAUUUGUUUGUCACGCCAACCUGAAGCUGCUUUCCCCUCUGACCUCUGCAUCCAGGGGUCCUAAACCUUCUGUAGCCCCAAAACCUAAAGUCAAAGUGCUGAUAAAUGGCAGCCAAGGAGGGUUCAGUAACGGGAGUGCACAAUCUUCUGAUGCAAGGGGUGACGAAGCCACUGUGAAGCAGAAUGGCCUGAACAAAGUGAUCAUGAAUGCAUCAUCUGGGAGGAAACACUUAAAUCUCAGUAGUCUCAAAUUCGACAAAAGAGAUCUAGAAACUAUAUCAAAGGGGACGACGGACAGUGGAGGCACAGAAGCGGAAAAGGAGGAAGAUGAAAGUAAGAACAUGGAUGAUUGCAGAUUAACAGACAGUGGCCUUACAGAGGAAGGGGACUCCCUGAAAACACUAUGGGUCAGUGACGACAGCCUCCCAGCUGACGCCGAGGAGGCAGAGGAGAUCACUGACACAGACGACACAGAUGCUGGAGGUUGUGAUGGAGGUGAGGCACUGGCUGACGCGGACGGCCUCUCAAUGGGAGACAUUUCCGCUGGUGCUGAAGAUCGAUUGUUUUGCCACUCCGUCGUAAUGCAGGAGCAGAUUCAAACAAAUGGAGACAGAAGUACUGCAGAUGAUUCAUCAAAGUCUUCUUCUGGUGAAAAUGGGUUAUGUCUUAAGGAGAGACUGACGGACACUCACGGAGGAGGGAAAGAGCCAGGUCCAAAUUGGUGCUGUAACAGCCUGAAGUUGAUGUGUGGCCAUCAAAUUAAUGGAAAGAGUGAAAAUCAGCAGGAGACCAGUUUGUAUGACUACAUUCCUAAAAUCCACCAGCAAGUUUGUUCCGAAGCAAUUGAGCCUUUUUACAUCUGUUCAGAGGAUAUUAUUAACAUGACAGCUACGCUCUCAGAAAGUGGCAGUACGUCUGUCAAAAGAACUGGAGCACCACCUGGAAAAUACAAUGAAACAUCUGAGAAUAGACAUUUAGUGAACACUGUUAAAGGUAUUGAGUAUGGCAGCAAUGAUGAGGCUAAAAAAAUGGAGGACAUGUUGAACCACUUGGACUGCCAGCCAAGGUUUAGACAGGUUGCCAUGUCGGUGCCAACAGACACAGACACCUCACUGACGUCUUCUUUCUCUGAGAGCCAGCUGCUAUCCCCAAAUGACUCUGAAGUCUUCAAAGAUGACGAGGAUUUGGAGGGUCACAUCGUGCCCUUUCUGGAUGAAACCAGUGACAUGGAGCUCAACAUCACAGAUGAGCAUGUUUAUGAGGAACCAGGGCAAAGUUCAUGUACUGAAAGUGGUUUUCUUUUGGAUAGCAAGACUGCUGGAAUUAGAACACACUCUUUGUCAAAUUAUAUUUCCACUGCUGUGGGGGAUCGGGGUGUACAAUUUCUCCAUAAGACCUACAUUAGUGGAUUAGGACAACCUGCGUUGAGCAGCAGCCCAGUGUUAAAUUCAACACGGCACAAAAGCUAUUCCAAACCCAAAUAUUUGUCUCUGUACCCACGCUCCCUGUCCAUGGAGGGACACAACACACCUCUCUGUAUCUACAAGGAUGACUCCUACAGACAUAGAGAUGGAGUUUCCCCAUCUGAGAGCUUCUCCAGUGCUCACCUCUCAUCCAGUGCCCUGUCCACGCCGACCUCUUUGAUGGAUAUCCCCCCUCCCUUUGAGCUGGCCUAUAUCACCAAAAAGCCUAUCACAAAGAGUUCCCCUCUCUUCUUACUAGAAGAGUUUUCAGAGAAGGACAGGAAAAAGAAAUCCUCCAUUAAGCGCUUUCUGCUUAAAUUUGGGUGGAAAACGGAACAUAAGUCUGGAACAGAUGCCAAGUCAUCCUCGACGAAAUCCUCGGCUGAGUCCAGCCAUUGUUCACACAACAGACUUUUGGAGUUUGAUCGGCAGAGCGUGAGUGGAUCCCCACAACUAAAUUUACGUCAGGCUAACAAGCCUCAGGGUUCACCUGAGUCUUCAUCCCACUUUCUGUUCCACAAAGACAGUAGAAGGAAAGGGAACUCUGUGGCCUUCCUCAACAGGAGCGUUGUCCGAGUGGAGUCCUUCGAGGACCGCUCCCGAGUGCCUUUUGCACCUCUUCCUUUCACCAAACCCCGCUCCAUCUCCUUCCCCAACACUAAUACCUCAGAUUAUGAGAACGUCCCUCCACUCAGCUCAGAUUAUGAGAACGUUCAGGUGCCACAGUGGAGGCCAAUUCGACAGAUGCCACUCACACACUUCUUUGAUCGCCCUACUCGAGUUUUGUCUUCAACAAAUGAAACAGACGGUUAUGUCGACAUGAAGAGUCUUCCAGGAUUUGAGACAAAAACACAUUUACCUGAAGAGGAAACUGAGAGUGCCUACACAGAAGCCUACAACGUCUGUUCGGUGGCAGCCGGUGCCAUGAAUGACGGUCGGGGAGAGACGGUGGGGGACGAAGACCAAGGACGCACCUCUGAGGAGGAAGACGUGGGGACAGACGUCAACUAUGACCGACAGUCCGAUGGUCGAUCCAGAGCCUUUUACAUCGUUAAAGAGCUGGUGGAUACAGAGCGACUACAUGUGAAGGCCCUCAGAUUGCUGCAGAAAGACUUUCGGAAAGCUGUUGGGUCUGCAGUCGGGGAUGACGGGCAGCCUGCGAUGGACGAUGAGACGCUCAGAGAGAUUCUCAAUGAGCUGCCUGAUGUCUACAUACUGCACAGCAAAAUCCUCUCUGAGCUGGAGAGUCGAAUCGGACAGUGGGAGGACAGCCAAAGGAUUGCUGACAUUUUCCUGUCCAGGAAAGCAGAGUUUUUGAUCUUCACCACUUACAUCGGCCACUAUGAUCGAAGCAUUAGUUUACUGGAGGACGGCUGCAGAGCUUCACCUGCGUUUGCAGCUAUUGUUCAGAAAUAUGAGGAGCAGAACCCAUCCGGGGAGAGAGUUUCUCUCCAGCGUCAGCUCCUGCAGGUCGUUGUGCGUGUUGCUCAGUACCGUCUGCUCCUCACAGAUUAUCUAAACAACCUGUCCCCCGAUUCCAAGGAAUAUGAAGACACCCAAGCUGCAGUGGCGAUCAUGUCUGACAUUGCAGAUCAAGUCAAUGACAGCUUAAAACAUGGGGAGAACCUGUUGCAUCUGAUCAACAUAGCGUACAGUGUUCACAGCCCACGGGACCUAAUUCAUCCUGGCAGGGUUUUUGUGAAGGAGGGAACCCUGAUGAAGGUCAGCAGGAAGAGUCGACAGCCCCGACAUUUGUUUUUGAUGAACGAUGUGCUGCUCUACACUUUCCCCCAGCAGGACGGGAAAUACAGACUGAAGAACACGUUGCCACUCAGUGGGUUGAAGGUCAGUAAACCCAACAUCCCAAAUGUCGAGAAUGCCUUGAAAAUAGAGGGAUCAGAGAUCUCCAUUGUCCUGUCUGCCAGCUCUUUCCUUGAAAGAGAGGACUGGUAUUAUACUCUCAAUCGCACUGUGACUGAACAAGCCAAAGGCUCUGCAGCCAGUUCUGGAGAGACCAGAGAUCGUCUUAGGCUUUCUCUUGGAGAAAAAGCUCCCACUCUCGUUCCUGUCUCAGAAGUGAUGAUGUGCAUGAACUGCACUGCAGAUUUCAGCCUCACUGUUCGCAGACACCACUGCCACAGCUGUGGAAGAAUUGUUUGUCGAAGCUGCUCCAGGAACAGAUAUCCACUGAAAUACAUGAAAGACCGCAUGGCCAAAGUGUGUGACCACUGUUACAACGAGCUAAAAAAGAGAGGAGAAGAAGUGUCUGAGCUCUCAGCCAAAAGUAGCCCUCGGUUGACCCGCUCCAGUCGUCCCCUUUCCACCGUAUUCCAAAAUAUUCAUCCCCCCAACAUAUGGAGACAUCGAAAAGGCACUGUCUCUUUUACCCAGGCAACCAUGUCAGAGGAAGGCUCCAUCAGUGGGACUCUGCAGCGGAGCAAGACAAGCAAAAGGAACUGGAAAAGACUGUGGUUCCUGCUGAAAGACAAGGUGCUUUACACCUACCGAGCCCGAGAGGAGAAGGUAGCGUCAGAAAGUUUACCGCUUCUGGGUUUCACAGUGAAGCUACCUGACAAGCAGGGAAGAGACACAGAGGCCAACAUCUUCCAGCUUUACCACCAAAAUACUUUGUAUUACACCUUUAAAGCUGAAGAUAACUUCACAGCUCAGAGGUGGGUCAAUGCAAUGGAGGAAGCCACAAAUUUAUAGACUCAACCCUUCUGCUGCCUUCACCCUCCUAAAACCCUGUCUACAAAAAGUGAUUGGACGUAAGACCAAACUGGAGAGACCGGAGAAAGGCACUUUUCUGUUUGUCGGCAUGUCGCAACGCCCCCAGCUAAGCUGAGGAGAGGAAUACAUGGUGUUCUUUAAAAAGAGGACACAAUCUACCUACUUUGUCCUUCUGCAGUGUUCUUCCCUCCCCGCUGUCGCAGCAGGUGUGACACCAAGGGCUGCAGGAGAUGAUGGCCCAGAUACCUGCCAGUGUGGAGCGCCGCCUGUCAGCUGUUACUCACCGCCCCAUUUCCCAGAAUCCAUCACCGUUAUUAUCACGUCUUACACAAGACACACAAUACAGUCAAUUCACGGCAUGUUUGGACAUGGUUAAUUUAUUAAUCUGUUUGACAACACUGAACAAAAAAAUGAAAAGUCGGAUUUUGUUCUUGUUUACAUGAAAAAACAAGCUGAAGCCUCAGUCACUAAUCUCAAAUGGCCUCAUAUUUGCUUUGAUGUAUUGAUGCCUUAAUUUCAACAUGUGCUUUUUGUACUUUAUUUAAAGCAUAAAAACACUAAUUGGUGGGAAGAACAGAUUGAUCAGACAAGAGAAACAUAUUUUCAAAAGACUUAUUUAUCUGUGUACCAUAUUGUUGGAGAGAGUCCUUCGUGUAAAUCAAUUUCUUUCUUAGUUUGCACUGAUAUUAAAGGCAUAAUUCAGAUCUUUUUUUAGCCAGUUCACCUUCAAAAAUUUAGAAAUAGAUGAUAAUUUACCUGCAGUAAAUACAAACAUCUGUAUUUUGAUUUAGUAAGGACCCAGAUAAGCUGGUCCCAGAGACAUGAGAAAACAGAGAAAACUUCUCAAAAUAAGUCCAGUUACCGAUACUUUCCCCCCAUAUUUUGAACCAGGCAUCUUUUCUGUGGAUUUUUCUUCAACCACCAGGGAUUCACUUCUUUAGCAGGAAGUGAAUCAUUGUGAGUCAAAAUUAGAACUCAAAGAAGAAAGCGCUGAUUUUCAUUUAGAACAAGCGCAUGCUAGCAGCAGGCACGACGGAGACAUUUCUUCAAACUCAUAUGAAGUAACUUUUAAGUUGAAAGCUAUUGAUCUGGCAGUUGUCAAUAUCAAGUAAUAUCAGUGUUUUAGAGUCCAAGCUUGAAUUCAACAGACAAUCUGUUGAGGGAGCUAAAGAUUAGGGUGAUGACAGAGAGGUGUUCCAACCUCAUGGCUAAAAAUAAAUAGACCUGAUAACUGUGAAAACGCUUGUCAGCAAAAUACAAACUAGUUGGAUGUUGAAAUAUUUAAAAUGGCUGCUCAGAAGCAUACAAAUAUUGUUUGCAAUGCAGUUUUUAAAUUAAAAUGCAAAUAAAUACCAAAAAAAUUGUUAUUGGAAAACUAAAACUCUUUUUCAAUGUUUUUUUUUUAUUAUUCUUUGAGAGAUGACUUCCACAUAUUCUAAGGAAACUUCUUAGUUAAGUAAAAAUAAUCUUAAUUCCUAAUCUGCCAGGGUUCUGAAUAAGUUUUUACCUUAACUGUAUUUCAUCUAUUUGGAAACACUUUACAAGUUUUGCAGGUAUUUCACGGAGGAACAUCAUUGGUUGCACACUGGCUUCAAGCUCCAUUUUCUACUUGAAUAUUCAUUGAAUUAUUUGCUAAAAAACAUGAUAAACACUCAAUGCAAAUAGAUAGUAAUAUAAAGGUCAAAAAACAGCAUUUGCAUGAACUGCUACAAUAUCUUUAAGCGUUGUUUGUUGUCUUUGCUCUUGAACUCAACGCCAGCUUCAGCCUGUGGGACAAACUCAUUUGGAUUUGAACUAAAUAGAGAUGCUUUGGAGGUUAGCUACUGCAGGUGAGAAAUUAAAUCUGUGCUACAUCAACAAUUUUGAACUAUGCCUUUAAAAAAAUUCUGAGCAAACAAAAGGGAUUAAAUCUUUGUCUACCUACUGAAAAAGUAUGUAAUUUUUAAAUAUCUUAUAGCAAGUGCAAUGUAAAUUCAUUUUUGUGUAAAGAGUCGCCAUCUAUCUGUACACAGAAGCGCUGGCUUCGAUGGAAACGUGAAACUCAGAUUGACUGCACUGAGCUGCAUAAUUAGUGUCUUGGAUUUUGUACUGUACCUAAUGAUUUAUAACAUCAUUUGCAUUUUUAGGCAAAGUAAAAGAGACAAAUGAUGGAAAACUGCCUUCGCUCUUUUACGUUCUCCUUGUGUCCUCUAGAUGGCAGGUGAGGUUCAUUUUGAAGUGAAGCAGAGAGCUACCUACUUCCUGUCUCAGUGCCCUUGUUAAGUGAACAUGUAGCUCUCACGCACCAGAACUACAGCUGCACUUGCAGGACUCCGGCUACUACCGGUCUGCCACGAGACGUGGAGCUGGCAGAUGUCUCUGAACUGCGGGAGGAGACGCAGCAGAGAUUGAGGGAUACGCAGACCCAUGCGGCCAAUGAAAGGCCAGGCCUGCUCUGCUUUCCAUCUCCCCCCUGAGGCUGCCUGACCCAGAAUAAUAUCAGGCACAAAGUUUGCUUUCUGGGACUGCUGAAAAGUUGCAGACACCUCGUCCUACAUAAAGGACAGACCAUUUAUCACUCUGCUCUGCCUUUCCAGCCCCACUUCUGCUUUCUUCUCUUUGUUUCUUAAAUUGUGUCAUUUUUUUGCCCUCUGCUGCUAAUAAUCCAAAAGACUGGAGCUUUACAUUUUAUUUUACAUUAGAAAUAUAUUUUAUGGAAAUUCUAUGUGAUAAAAAUUAACUUAAGCGUUGAUUGAAUACAUGGUUUUCAAACACAUUAGAUGCAUUUGUUUUCAACCUCCUUUUCUCUGAUACCCCAAAAUGAAACUCAGUGCAACCAAUUGCCUUAAGUAAAUAAAACCUUUCUGUGUCUAAUUAGCACUUUAAUGCAUGAAUUAUGAUCCUUAUGUCAGAAUUGUUUUCCAAGUUGUUUUUAUUUUUCGUAAGCCGUAA